Acinonyx jubatus (cheetah) is the source of this 2367-nucleotide messenger RNA. RefSeq names its product methyltransferase 8, methylcytidine (gene METTL8). Gene Ontology annotation, molecular function: tRNA (cytidine-N3)-methyltransferase activity. The record is from RefSeq and is a predicted model, not a curated record. The coding region runs from base 960 to 2183 and encodes 407 amino acids. Lineage: Eukaryota; Metazoa; Chordata; Mammalia; Carnivora; Felidae. The transcript has 10 exons.
GAGCCAAAAUCAAGAGUGGGAUGCUCAACUGACUAAGCCACCCAAGUGCCCCACUAUCAGGUUACUUUUGGUUACAGAUAACAGAAAGCUCAGAUUGGCUUAAAUAAUUGAGGGAAUGUAUUGGCUUAAUAACUGAAAAAGCCAGAGGUGGGACAGGCUUCAAAUGAAACUUAAUCCAGCUACUUAACAAUGGCAUCUAACUUCUUUUUAUCUUUCAAUUUUUCUUUCAGAGUUAGUUUCACCCUAAAGUUGUACCAUCCUGAGGCCAGACCAAGAUGGCUUUUGUUAUGUACUGAAUUGUGUCUCCCCAACUCUGCCCCAAUUCAUGUGUUGAAGCCCCAAUCCCCAGUGUGACUGUUGGAGAUGGGGCCUUUAUUGAGGUAAUAAUAGUUAAGUGAGAUCAUAAUGGUGGGGCCCUAAUCCAAUAAAACUGUGUCCUGGGGUGCUUGGGUGGCUCAGUUAAGCAUCCAGUUUCAACCGCAGGUCAUGAUCUUUCCAUUCCUGAGUUUGUGAACCUCCUGUCUGGCUCCAUGCUGACAGCUCAGAGCCUGGAUGGAGUCUGUUUCAGAUUCUGUAUCUCCCUCUGUCUCUUCCCCUCCCCCACUCGUGUUCUGUCUCUCUCUCUCUCAAAAAUAAAUAAACAUUUAAAAAAAUUAAAAACAAACAACUGUGUCCUUAUAAGAAGAGAGACACUAGAGAGACAUCUCUUUCCCCAAGCAUGCAUGGAGGACACAGCGGUCUACAGGCCAGCAAGAGAUACCUCACCAGAACCUCACCAAUUCUGAUACCACCUUGAUACUGAACUUCUGGCUGCCAGAACUGUGAGAAAAUAAAUUUCUACUUUUUAAACCAUCCAGUCCUUGGCAUUUUGUUAAGGCAGCCUGAGCUAACUAGUAACAGCUUUCAGCAGCUACAGGGCAUCAUGUUUCCUCUUUCAUCCAUAACAGGUACUGAUUAGGAUGAAUGUGAUUUGGAGAAAUUCUGUUUCCUGUCUAAGGAUAAGAAAGGUGCCACAUAGAUACCAAAGUGGUAAUCACCCAGCGGCCCCUCUGGGAUCAAGGAUUUUAACUGACCCAGCCAAAGUUUUUGAACACAACAUGUGGGAUCACAUGCAGUGGUCAAAAGAAGAAGCAGCAGCAGCCAGAAAAAGAGUAGAGGAAAACUCAGCUGUGCGAGUCCUUCUGGAAGAACAAGUUAAGUAUGAGAAUGAAGCUAGUCAAUAUUGGGAUACAUUUUAUAAGAUUCAUAAGAAUAAGUUUUUCAAGGAUCGUAAUUGGCUGUUGAGGGAAUUUCCUGAAAUUAUUCCAGUUGAUCAAAAAACUGAAGAGAAGACACAAGAAUCAUCAUGGGAUAAUGUGAAAACUGGUGCUGCAAAUUGUUUCUCAAGAACGCACUGCCCUAUUAUGCCUGAAGAAAAAAAUCUUGGUAUGAAAAGGUGCGGUUCAUCAGAUGGUCCAAGCAAAGCAAGGUCUCAUUUUUCCAACCUAGACUCUGAAGAACACAGCGAAGGACCUCUGAAGACCGAAUUGUUUCCUGGUAGCAGUGCCACUUUCAGAAUCCUUGAGGUUGGCUGUGGUGCUGGAAAUAGUGUUUUUCCAAUUUUGAACACUUUACAGAAUGCUCCAGAGUCCUUUCUUUAUUGUUGUGAUUUUGCUUCCGGAGCUGUGGAACUAGUAAAGUUGCACUCAUCCUACAGAGCAGCUCAGUGUUGUGCCUUUGUUCAUGAUGUUUGUGAUGAAGAUUCACCGUACCCUUUUCCAGAUGGGAUCCUGGACGUCAUUCUCCUUGUCUUUGUGCUCUCUUCUAUUCAUCCUGACAGGAUGCAAGGUGUUAUAAACCGACUGUCCAAGUUACUGAAGCCUGGGGGAAUGCUGCUAUUUCGGGACUAUGGAAGAUAUGAUAAGACUCAGCUUCGUUUUAAAAGGGGGCAUUGCUUAUCUGAAAAUUUUUAUGUGCGAGGAGAUGGUACCAGAGCAUAUUUCUUUACGAAAGGGGAAGUCCACACUAUGUUCUGCAAGGCUGGGUUAGAUGAGAAGCAAAAUCUGGUUGAUCGUCGCUUACAAGUUAAUAGGAAAAAACAAGUGAAAAUGCACCGAGUGUGGGUUCAAGGCAAAUUCCAGAAACCAUUACACUUGACUCAAAAACCCUCCAAAUUGGUAUCACCACUCCUUUCUCAUGACUGAGUUAUGUAUCAUGUUAAGGUACAAACCAGAGGAUUACACUAUUCAAAGACUUCUGUAAAUCUUUCAUUUUUGAAAGGGAAGACAAGAGAAUUUGUAUAUCCUGCUGUUUAUCAUGGGUGAGCUCUUUUGUUCAUUUUAAGCACUUGUAAAUGAUUUGGAAGAGUAUACCAUGUUCUGUGCUCAA